UAUUAAACAAUGAAGAUCACACAAGUCUUCAUAAUUAGCUUCGCCUUGCUGCAGGCAGUAACAAGUACACCACAAAAACACAAAGCAUCAGAUGGCAGAGAAUAUCUUAUCGAAACAGAACUUAAGUACAAUUGGUAUCAGGCCUAUCAUGAGUGUGCCCGCAGAGAUUCCCAGCUUGUUAUCAUUGAUACAGCGGCAAAAAAUAAUGCCAUUAUUGAUCUGUUGAAAACUGUCAUAGGAAAAUCUCAUAACUUGUGGCUGGGCGGUAAUGAUGAAUUUAGUUCCAGUCACGACUUCAAACGACCCUUCUUCUGGUCGGCCACGGGCAAACAAUUCACAUUUAGCUUUUGGUCGGACAAUAAUCCCGACAAUUAUAGAACUCAAGAACACUGUGCUCAUAUCUGGGCCUCUAAGCCCCUGUAUCAAUGGAAUGAUAAUGAUUGCACUGCUAAAAUGGGUUUUAUAUGUGAACAAAAUCAUUAUUUGGAAACCUACAACAAGGAUCUCAAGCAGAAAUGUGAUGCUGUCAAACAAUCAAGUUCAUCAAUUUCCAUAGAAUUUGCUGAGGCCCAAAAGCAGCAGCUUUCCCAGAUAAAUACUAAAAUACAAAAUAUCGAUCGUGUGGGAGAUGAUUGGAAAAUAGAGAUGCAACAGCUGCAAAAUGCUACACAGUUAGCAGUUCAAAAAAUUCUGGAUAAUCAACAAGUAACGGUGAAAGAAAUGACAGAGAAAAUGCUAAAACAAGUCAACGAUUUAAAUGAUGAAUUGAAGAAGUCAACCACGGAAAUAAAUUCACAGUUUGGUCAGAAGUUGAAUGGUUCAUUCUCGUUUCCCAUGACUAUACAAAAUUUAAUUGUCAUUAAGCAGGGAGCCUAAAAGCGAGUGACUUUAUGCAAUGAAAAAUAUUGGCUGAUGAAGCUAUCUAAGUUGCCAUAUACUAACUACUAUAUUAUUUUUACACACAAAUAAAACUUAUUUUUUAUAUUUAUAAAUAAUUAAAGUUUAAAAAAUAAUUAAAA
This is a messenger RNA of Calliphora vicina (urban bluebottle blowfly), 1019 nucleotides long. Its product is annotated as lectin subunit alpha-like. Gene Ontology annotation, molecular function: signaling receptor activity. NCBI's taxonomy places the organism in Eukaryota, Metazoa, Arthropoda, Insecta, Diptera, Calliphoridae. The transcript has 3 exons. The record is from RefSeq and is a predicted model, not a curated record. Bases 10 to 876 code for a protein of 288 amino acids.